Molecule: messenger RNA, 1351 nt
Organism: Westerdykella ornata
Lineage: Eukaryota; Fungi; Ascomycota; Dothideomycetes; Pleosporales; Sporormiaceae
Product: Metallo-dependent phosphatase
Exons: 1
Coding region: 167-1063 (298 amino acids)
Molecular function (GO): hydrolase activity
Source: RefSeq, a predicted model, not a curated record
AAUUCUGGCCAGGCAACCCUUAGGAAACAUAUCCACAGUACACCCUCCCACCACUUGCACAUACACACUCAACACGCACACCACAUCUAGUACAUACAUACAGGGGCACAGGAAGGAACAGACCCAGUAUACGCUUUAUCCUUCUCAUCGUCUGACUCGCUACAUCAUGCUCAGGAGAGAGGGCGGGCUCGAUGCGCUCCUCGAACGACCACGACCAAACCUAUGGCAACAGUUCAUCAGAGAACCCUGCAUUUUCCUGGCAACCAAACUGUAUGAGUGGCGUCGAAUUGUCAGAUCCCAGCCUAUCAAUCCCAUCUCUGUCGUCUGCAUCUCCGAUACACAUAACUCCAAGCCAGAUAUACCUGCGGGUGAGAUCCUAAUCCAUGCCGGCGACAUGAGCCAAAGUGGCACUCUAAAGGAAAUCCAACAGUCUCUGGAUUGGCUCAACUCAUUGCCGCAUCUGUUCAAGAUCCUAAUCGCUGGUAAUCAUGAUAUUUUGCUUGACAGCACACAACCACGUGCCGAUCAAGUCGAACGCGCAUCCCUCAACUGGGGGAGCGUAAUCUAUCUGAACUCUGAGUCAACGACCAUAACAUGCAGUAACGGCCGUCGUCUAAGAAUCUACGCUAGCCCUUUGUCUCCACGCCAUGGUAAUUGGGCGUUCCAAUACUCGCGCAACCAAGAUGUAUGGCAUGGCAAGGUCCCGGAAGGCACUGACGUUCUUAUCACACACGGUCCACCAAAAGGCCACCUUGACGCAGGCCACUUGGGGUGUAAGUUCCUGCUUGAAGAGUUGUGGCGGAGAAAGCCUAAGUUGCACGUAUUCGGACAUGUGCAUGAAGGGUACGGGCUGGAAUGGGUGCAGUUCGAUGCGUUGCAGAGGGCGUAUGAGAACACGGUCAUCGCAGGUGGAGGAAUCUGGAAUCUUGGGCAAGUCGUACUCGAGUUCCUCUAUGCUAUGUUUAGCCCGGUAAAAGAAUCUAGGGGUUUGCUCGUAAACCCCAGCAUGGUCGGAGGCCUCCGGGAUGACCAAAGGAGACGCCCUAUAACAGUGUACGUAUAGAUCUAACGUAGAAACUGCUACUGGAAAUACCAACGUAGCACAUCUGGAGAUUGAAGUUACGAUAGCAGAUGUCAACCAAGACGUUGAAAUUGUUCCGACCUCAGCACGUCUAUAGCGGUAGGUCUUCGUCUAUAAUCGACGACGAAGAGGUAGCGGAAAAAAUCCGCGAGUGCAGGCGAUAUAUCCCACUUGCCAAGCUCCUCUUCAAAUGAAAGAGUUUCCAAACACUUCGGAUCCGUGUUAUCACCACAUCCCGACUUCUCAAUCAGCCGGGCAAUCCUGAAAUAA